Messenger RNA from Acaulospora colombiana, 513 nucleotides. The record is from the annotation of a GenBank genome assembly. Lineage: Eukaryota; Fungi; Glomeromycota; Glomeromycetes; Diversisporales; Acaulosporaceae.
AUGCUAAGAGAUCCUGUUGGUCGUCGUAUAUUAAAAGAACGACCGAUUGUUAGUUCGAAAUCGAUUGAUAUACCAUACUUAGAAACACUCCCUGAAGGAACAUUUGGAAAAGAGUAUACAAAAUUUUUAAGUAACGAAAAGGUCACUCCAGAUUCUCGAGUUAAGGUGCAAUAUAUUUAUGACGAAGAAUUGGCCUACGUAAUGCAAAGAUAUCGAGAAAGUCAUGACUUUUUUCAUACGUUAACUAAACUACCAACAAAUGUUGAGGGCGAAUUGGCUUUAAAGUGGUUUGAACUUAUUCAAACCGGAUUGCCGAUGACAUUUUUAAGUUCCACGUUUGGUAGCUUGUUAUUGUCGUCAAGAGAAAGAAAAAGACUGUUUUGCAAGUAUGUUCCAUGGGCUGUUCAAUGCGGUUCACAGAGUAAAUUAUUGAUGAAUGUUUAUUAUGAAGAAUGUUGGAAUAAGAAUAUUGAUGAAAUGAGAAAAGACUUAGGUCUUUAUCUUGUUGAUUAA